AUGAGGUCUAAUAAGAGCGGAACUCGAGUCCAGUGCUUCCCUUUAGUGUGGACUCCCCGGAAUAAUUACGCCAGAACAGGAACACGGCCGUUCAAACGAGAGUGGCGUGGCUAUGAACAAAAAUACCUAUCCCGCAAAACUCCAAAAUUGCAUAGAAAAUUGUCAGGAUAUAUAGCGAACCCAGUGACUGGAAUUGAUUUGGCUGGUGACGGUGCUGAAACAGUCCUUAAACAAGUUCUGCAUCUGGUGGUCGUUGGCUUGUUCGCUGAGCUGGGCAAUUUGAUCGCAAACGUUUCAUCGCCAAUCGACGUGACAUCAUUAGUGCGUUAUUGUGGAGAGUAG
This is a messenger RNA of Opisthorchis viverrini, 342 nucleotides long. RefSeq lists its product as hypothetical. The transcript has 2 exons. The coding region runs from base 1 to 342 and encodes 113 amino acids. Lineage: Eukaryota; Metazoa; Platyhelminthes; Trematoda; Opisthorchiida; Opisthorchiidae. The record is from RefSeq and is a predicted model, not a curated record.